Messenger RNA from Zeugodacus cucurbitae (melon fly), 2799 nucleotides. RefSeq names its product V-type proton ATPase 116 kDa subunit a1. The record is from RefSeq and is a predicted model, not a curated record. Bases 170 to 2662 code for a protein of 830 amino acids. Lineage: Eukaryota; Metazoa; Arthropoda; Insecta; Diptera; Tephritidae. The transcript has 6 exons. Gene Ontology annotation, molecular function: proton-transporting ATPase activity, rotational mechanism; ATPase binding. Gene Ontology annotation, biological process: vacuolar acidification; proton transmembrane transport. Gene Ontology annotation, cellular component: vacuolar proton-transporting V-type ATPase, V0 domain; vacuolar proton-transporting V-type ATPase complex; plasma membrane.
UGAUUAGAAACUCCGAUUCCCAUUGAAGACACGAUUUUACAAUUAUUCAUUUUACAAGGAAGAAAAAAACUGCUAGUGAUUUCAGUACUAGUUUGGCAGUGGCAGUGGACGUAGAUACCUAAAAAAUUACGCAAGGUGCUGCACUGAGGUAGAAACACAAAACGCCAAUAUGGGGAGCAUGUUUCGCAGUGAAAAGAUGACGUUGUGUCAAAUCUUUCUGGCACCAGAAGCGGCUUACAAUAAUAUGGCAGAUUUGGGUGAACUUGGCUGUGUGCAAUUCCGUGAUCUGAAUCAUGAAGUCACCAAUUUUCAACGCAAGUUCGUGACUGAGGUGCGACGGUGCGAUGAAAUGGAACGUCAGAUACGUUAUAUAACCAGGGAAUUGGAGGAGGAUGGUAUCAAGCUGAAGGAUGUGUACGACGAUAUACCUGGUGCGCCAAAUCCACGUGAAGUAUUCGAAUUGGAGGCUCAUUUGGAGAAGGCCGAAUGUGAAAUACGCGAAAUGGCCGAGAAUAGUGUUAAUCUGAAAUCCAAUUUGCUGGAACUCACUGAACUAAGCAAGGUACUGGAAAAGACGCAAGUAUUUUUCACCGAGCAAACGGUCAUCAAUAUGGAAGAGCAUGCGAACAGCGGUACAUUUGCCGGUGAGCAUCGCGGCCAUUUGGGUUUCAUCGCUGGCGUGCUGAGUCGUCAUCGUCUGUUUGCAUUCGAACGUAUGCUUUGGCGUAUAUCACGUGGUAAUAUGUUGGUCAAAUAUGCCGACAUCGAUGAGCCACUUCCAGAUCCACGUACUGGUACUAUGACUUAUAAGUCCGCCUUUGUGGUAUUCUAUCAGGGUGAGCAAUUGAAUGCGCGCAUAAAGAAAGUAUGCACCGGUUUCCAUGCCGCGCUAUAUCCUUGUCCGAAUGUGCACGAAGAACGAGAGGAUAUGCUGAAGGGUGUACAAACGCGUUUGGAAGAUUUGAAGUUGGUGAUGAAACGUACCGAGGACCAGCGUAAUAUAAUAUUGGCGGGUAUAGCGAAACAUUUGCCCUAUUGGUCCAUUAAAAUUACCAAAAUGAAGGCCAUCUAUCAUACGUUGAACUACUUUAAUAUCGAUGUGACUAGCAAGAGUUUGAUUGGUGAGUGUUGGGUGCCCACUUUGGAUCUGGAAUUGGUACAACAAACGAUCGCAAAUGGUUCGGCGACAACGGGCAGCACAAGCUCAUUUUUAACGGUAAUGCAAACAAAGAAAACCCCACCCACAUAUUAUCGCACCAAUAAAUUUACGCGUGGCUUCCAAACACUAAUCAAUGCUUACGGCAUGGCCAGUUAUCGUGAGGUGAAUCCAGCGCUUUACACUUGCAUCACAUUCCCUUUCCUUUUCGCAGUGAUGUUUGGUGAUUUGGGUCACGGUUUCAUUAUGUUCUUGAUCGGUUUCUGGAUGGUGAUGGAUGAAAACCGGUUGAUGCGUAUGAAGGGCGGUGAAAUUUGGCGUAUCAUGUUCGGUGGUCGUUAUAUAAUUAUGCUACUCGGUCUCUUCUCCAUGUACACCGGUUUCACUUACAAUGACACCUUCUCGAAGUCCUUCAAUGUAUUUGGUUCCAAGUGGCGUAUAAAUUAUAAUACCACCACUGCAUUAUCCAAUGACAACUUGAUACUCAAUCCGACAACAGACACUGUGGGCACAUAUCCUUGGGGUAUGGAUCCCAUCUGGCAGUUGGCGGCCAAUAAGAUUAUCUUCUACAAUUCCUACAAGAUGAAACUGUCCAUCAUUUUCGGUGUCUUACACAUGGUUUUCGGUGUUUGUCUAUCGGUAGAGAAUAUGGUUUAUUUCAAGAAGUAUGCAUACAUACUCUUAGAGUUCGUGCCACAGGUACUCUUCCUGAUUCUUCUGUUCGGUUACAUGGCAUUUAUGAUGUUCUACAAAUGGGUACAAUAUUCACCCACAACCGAUUAUGAGCCACAUCAGCCGGCCUGUGCGCCUUCAGUUUUGAUCUAUUUCAUUAAUAUGAUUCUAUUCAAAGCAUCACCGAAACCGGCUGGUUGUGACAUGUACAUGUUUGGCUGUCAGGUGAUGGUGGAGCGUGUCUUCUGGAUAGUCGCUUUAUUCUGCAUACCAUGGAUGUUGAUUGGCAAACCAUUGUACAUACAAUGCAAACGUUUAUUUGAGGUCAAGCAGGAGCCCUUGGAAAUUAUAGAAAAGUUAGAAAUACAAGAGGGCGAUGUUGUUAUUGAAGCCACUCUAACGGACCCCGUACCACAUGCGCAUCACGAGGAGGAAGACGAAGAGGAGGAUGAGCCGAUGAGUGAGAUAUGGAUCCAUCAGGCCAUUCACACAAUUGAGUAUGUGUUGAGUACCAUUUCACAUACCGCGUCGUAUCUGCGUUUGUGGGCCCUAUCCUUGGCGCAUGCGGAAUUGUCGUAUGUGCUGUGGCUUAUGGUUAUGCAGAAAGGUCUACAUUUUGGUGGUUAUGCUGGCGCAAUCGGUUUAUACUUCAUUUUCUGGGCUUGGGCAUUACUGACCAUAGCCAUUAUGAUAUUCAUGGAGGGUCUUUCCGCUUUUCUACACACGCUGCGUUUGCAUUGGGUCGAGUUCAUGUCUAAAUUCUACUCCGGCACUGGUCAUGCUUUCGAGCCAUUCAGCUUUAAGGCCAUUAUGGAAGCCACUGAUGAGGACUAAUUCUUUUCUUUCGGCAUAACACCAAUAUAUAUUGUUCAAAAUUAUUAUAUUAUUAUUGUAUUACGAUUAUAAAUCAAUAUUAUUAUGAGCGAUAUGCGUUAAAAAAAUUAAAUAAUAAUAGAUUUCAGAACAUCAUA